ACAUUUCUCACGUAUUCCCCAAUGUCUAAACUUACCCCUUAACAUGACACCGCUUACCUUUAACGUUGAAAUAUUUCCAGACAUCCUGAAAUAUAAUUAUGUUAAUUAGUUUAAGUCCAUAGUUAACAGUCUAAAAAAGUGUCAGCUGUGCACUCAUCAUAGCAUUACGUCAUUAUCAUUACUAGACCUAUGAUUAGCGGUAAGGGGAUCAUACCUGUGCAGUGAGACUCAGUGGAUAAACUCUCUCUCUCUCUCUCUCUCUCUCUCCCUGUCUCUCCUCCCUCUAUCGUCGUAGCAGCGUCUCCCCUCGCUCACUUGUCACUUGUCCCUCGCGCACAGGACCAGUUCACUCACUCACACAAACCGUACUGCGGUCCGGUGUCAGAGCCUCAGAGGCAACACCACUGAUCUGCGUGCGGGACGCCGUUAAGAGCAGAUGGAGACACUUCAAACGGCCAUCUCGAUCAGAGAGGACACCGGACCGUUAAAAAAGCCACUGGCCGACACUAAAGAGCACUGCAAAAGAGACGAUCACGGCGAAACAAAUUAUGUAGACCUGGGCAACCCAUCGGACAUGAAGUCAGACAGCACAAAGACAGUAAAAGUCACUUUCACAGGCGAAGGGAACCAGCUGGCAAUAUUCAAAUGUAAAGGCGACGCUUCUAUCUCCGGGAUAAAGAGUCCUGGAGAGCGAGAGGAGACUGGAAAUGCCGAUAAAAGUUCAUCGAAAGCAUGCCACGCGGAUAAGUGCCAUUCUGAGGGACUUUAUGGAGAGCGCUCUCCGCUGAUAGAUGAUUAUGUGGAAGCGGGAACGGGAACGGAUGUAAUAUCCGAAGAUCAAACGUCUGAGUCGUAUGAAACGGAGGAGUUACAAUACACCGACAUGUACUUGAACAGUCGCUGCGAGUCAAAGGGCAGCACGAGCGUAGCGGACGUAGAGCCACACUAUAUCACGACGCACGAGAUUCAGUUGACGGAGUUAGAUCACGAUGUGGAUUACGAGUUUGGUCGCGGAUCCUGCUGGGAUUUCGAGGAUGAUAAUCUGGUGUAUUCAUUUGUUGACUACGCAUCAUUUGACAGCGACGAGACGACUCUCGGAAGAAUCCAAAGCAAGUCCAAGAGCAAUAAAAUUCCUCCCACUUCACGCGCAGCGAAGCUUACCGCCACAGGUGCUGUGGUCAGCACCGAGAGUGAACUUUGUGAAUCCGAUAAAUGUGCCAGCUCGGAUGAAGGCGCAGGACAACAUGGAAAUUCGGCCGGACAUUUUCACGUGUCAAUCAAAACGUCUUCGCGCGCGGUCAACGAGCCUGCCGGUGUUUUGGGACAGAGGAAUGUCCGCUUUCACACCAGACGUGCAGGUGAGCGGAGUCACUAUUCGUUCAAAAGCUCCGACUCCAAAAGCGAGACCAUGUUUGACCGCUACUUUAUCCCUCCUCCGGGUCGCCAACACCUCGCGAGCAAACUGAGGGGAAAAGACAUCAACGAAUAUUCCAGUGGCGCGUCCAGUUCCGUCAGCGAGCUGGAUGAUGCUGAUAAAGAGGUGCGUAACCUCACCGCGCGCUCCUUCCGCAGUUUGGCUUGUCCUUACUUUGAUGCCAUAAAUUUGAGCAGCUCGAGUGAGUCCUCUAUGUCAGAACACGGACUGAGUAUUAACAAAUGGUCCGCUUUCGUCGACUUAAAUUACGGCAAUUUGACACAUGAGGCGCAAAACAGCUCUACGCCUAUUAUGGAGGGAAAUAAAAGCACCGAGUGUACAAACCUAAAAGACGUGGUUCAAACCGACACACCUUGCCCUCAAGCUAAAAUAGUGUCGCUGAAAAAUAACUUGAACUCGCAGAAGGCGUCUAAGAAAAUAGAGUUACGAAGCAAGCCGGGUGAAACCAUCACACUUACAGAAACCUUGAACUUCAACUGUAACGUCGGUGCCGGGAUACCUGCGCGCGAGAGGCGCGCGAAACGCGCUCUGAAUGCCAUCAUGUCACGUUCUACAGCUGAUGUUACGGGCACCACGCCAGCCAAUGCAGAAUGUGAAACAGAAAGUCCGUUCGGUGAAACCUUGGAAGAUGCCCACAAGAAAGCCAUCUUUGCUUCUAGUCUUUUGAAAAAUGUAAUUUCCAAGAAAAUGCAGUUUGAGCAAGAGCGUAAAAUGGAAAGAGGUGAAAUAAGUGAUACAUAUCCUGUUCCAUCAGUCUCCCCUCAUGCUAAGGAUUGCAAAGAGACUGUGAAGGGAAUACAAAGGCAGACUUCAGAAACCGACUCAGGACACUCUCAAGAGGAACUCUGUGAUGCAACAGACCAGCCUCAAGAGAAUCCAUGUUCCCGUGCUGCUGAAAUCCCUGAGUCGCCCUGUGACCCAGAAACGACCUCUAAAUUAGACCUAAGCGAACCACUGAAGACUCCUUUGACCCCCAGCCAAAAGAGUGCUUUCAAAACCUGGAAAGAUGGAGAGCAGGAAGCACAAGGUGAUGGAGAACCUCAGUGCGCACUGGAGGAGUCGUCGCCACUGCCAGACACCUCAAUUAGACCUGUGACGGAAAGCAGUGAAAGUGUUGAGGGCGAGAGUAGUAAGAUGAUUAAGAUGUCUCACUUGUAUGUCCCUAGCUCGCAGCUUAUGCCUAAGGAAAAGGAAGCUGCCGGGCUUUCAUUACAUAAUAAGAAAGUGACUGGAGAUCUUGCAGAGACAGAUGGGGGAGGGUGUGGAAAAGUGAGCUCUGGCCAGCUCCAUAGUCCUGCGGACACAGACCAAUCCACAAAGUGUCAAAAAGCCCCCGAAAUCAAAAUACACCUGCGAAGUGUUAAAGAAAACAAAACCAAUCAGUUCAAUAUCACCAAUCUUUUUACGCCUAAUAUCCAUCACAACCUCAAUGCUAAAAAGGCGACGAGCGAAUCUAAAAGCAAUUUGUCGACCAUAUCAGACAAAGUACCGCAUUUUAUGGUGAGGGAUAUUAGAGAUAGUAAAUGUAAGUUCCAGACACCUAUUCAUCAGGUUAGAGACGUGCGCAAAUUGGUAAAAAGCUCAUAUCGGUUUGUAGCACUAGAAAAUGCUUGUGGUUCAUCAGGGACGGCAUCCACAACGUUACGAGAGGAGAGCAAGCCUGUUAAUAGGGGACCUGACAAGAAACCAUUUCCUACACCAAUGGUAAUAAAAUGCCAGUCUGUGAACAGAAACAAUGCCACAAAACCUUCCAAGCCUGCUAAAGUGGGUGAGAGUGUGGGUGAAACGGUGAGAUUAUCCCCAAAUCUCUCAGAGUGGGCUGCUAAAAAUGAAACACUGCGCACCGCACCCGGAUUGCCAUGCGCUAAGCAACCUGUGACUGAACAGCCAGAGUUUAGCUUAAAAAUUGAUGCUAAAGCGGCAAAACAAAAACUAGAAAAAGCAGCAGAAGGCAACGAGAAGAAACCCGAGUCAAAGGCUUCAAAUCAAAUAGCUCUUGAAAAGUUAAAGGCAGCUGUGAAAACUAUGGAGCAACUGUACGUUUUUGAUAGGAACGAAUGGAAGCGUAAAACGCAAGCCCCGCGACCAAUCACGGACAGUCACGUGCUGUCGCUCAUCACGAGAGAGGAGCAAGGAGUCACAAACAAAACGGACUUUGAGAACGAACAUGGGAAAGUGGACACAAGCUUGCAGCUGCAUGCUGAAAAGUCAUCCGUGACCUCGAGUUCUGGUGUUGACGAGGACAAAGUGUGUAUACCAACAGGUUCUCACGACCAGGAAGACACAGCUAAGUUAGUAACCCAAAGGGCAGAUUCUUUCAAUGACAAGUGCAUUUUUAGUCUGGGCAGUAACCUCAAAGCACCUACACGUAUAAAUACACCAAAUGACAGCACUCAGAAAAUGUUUUCCAGCAGGAAAUACACCCUUAAAUCUCCUAAAGCUCCUUUGUCAAUGAAAAUCUGUCCUUCUAAAUCGAUAAGUGAGGAAAAGCACCAGAUAGAGCAGGCAGACUCUGACAAUUACCUAACAAUCCCCAUUAAAGCUCACACUUCAGAUUCAAAACCCUCACAGGCAUUGGGCUCACAUUCAAAGUCUUCCUAUCAGCCCUUGCAACGCUCACCUAUCAUAAUGGAGUCUUGGUCUCCUGACAGUCAGACGGCCACGAUAUAUCACCACGCCGUGCCCCUGCAGGCUGUACCUGCCGCUCAACCUCAGCUUCUCUGCCUCACACCGCCAACGGACCUCCCACCGCAUCACAUCCAGCGCAAGCUCCUGCUGGACCCCGCCACCGGCCAGUACUACUUAGUAGACACCCCUGUGCCCAUGCAGCCAGCCGCCCAGCGCUUUUACCAUCCCGAGACUGGUCAGUACUUGGACAUUCCUUUAUCACUCACCCCAGUGCCUGUGUCCGUCUCGCCAGUCACCCUUGGUCCUGCAGCAGGCUAUCCCCCCACCUACUUGGUCUACCCCUCGAACCUGCCGCCACCCCAUCCACACCCGGUCCCCCAGUCCCAGUCAUCCACUUGCUCGGAAGGCGAGGAUGUGAUGGAGACGGGCAACAUGUAUCUGAUCCCGCAGGGCACCACAGUUCCCAGCAGCACCAUCAAACCUGUCAUCAGUAUUACAUCACAGCAAGGUGCCCGUAUUGUUGCUCCACCCUCUUUUGAUGGCACAACCAUGAGCUUUGUGGUGGAGCAUCGAUAACAGAAGGAUGGUCUGUGUCUGUCUGUCGGAGUGUGUCAAAAAAAUUCCUCAGACAUGUUUCACAGUUUCCCCACAUCUGUCUUCAUCGAUUCCUACCCGGUGUUGCCUCCUGAUCUGUGACUUUUGCAAUGUUCAGCAGCUAAAGAUGAAACAUUUUAAAGCAGUUUUACAAACUUGUGUAACAUUUGCUAUCUAUGUAGUCUGUAGACUUUUUGAGGCAACUAUUGUUUUGCCCAUCCAGCACAGCAUAACUAGGAGAAAAUGUUGUUCGUUCACUUUUCAUUUUGUUGUAUAAAGUGUUUGUAUUUUUACAUUUUUAUGGACUCCUUUUUAUCUAAACCUGUAGUCCAAGUUGUGAUUGAGUAAAGCAUGGCUUGUGUGAAAGAGAGAGAAACAGAGAUAGAGAAAGAGUGACAUUUUGUGUGUGGUGUUCAUGUUGUGUGUGUGAAAGAGAGACAGAGUAAGACAGAGUCUGCUUUCUCUCACUGUGAUGAGAAUUAUGGUUAUAGAGAUGGAUCACUGGUGAGGAUUGUAUAGUGUCAGUGUAUAAUAAUAAUCAUGAUGAUAAUUGAACUGAAAACACUUGUACAUUUAAAAAAUUGUCUCAAGCCUUAUGUUGCCAAUUACCUCAGUUUGCAGUGCAGGCAUGUUGCUAUCUCAUUUUGCCUCCACAGUAUUUUGCUUUUGUUGUGUUUUCCAUCAUCUGUCCUCCCUGUUCAUUUCCUUUUUUGUCGUCUUUUUUGUUACAUUUAUCACAUAUUAAAGGUAUAUGGAUCUGCAGGCAAAUCUAUGUACCAAUUUUAGAAGGAAUGCAUUGUCAUUUUUGUCAGUGUUAAAUAUGCUUAUUAUGUGAUAUUCAAAUUAAUUCCGUAAUGUUGAUGACACUUGGCUAAACUUUCAUAGUAAUAAUAAUCAAAAAAAUAACCAAUACAUGUUGUUCCAUCAUGAGAGUUGCUACCACUUAAAAACAUGACCCAGUAGAGGAAAAACAAAUUAAACAUAAUUUAUAAUAUUAUAUGGUAUUAGAAGCACAUUCUAUUAUUAAAUCAGAACAUAAAUUAGGAUGCUACAACCUGCUUAAUUGCAAUAAAUUAUAACAUUAAUUUUAAUACUCAUUAUGGUACUUUCUUAUGAUAUAUAAAUACAGUAUGUUAUGCUGAAGAGUAUUUUGGAAGAGGUUUUUUUUUCUGAAUAAUGUGAAAGAACAAAAGUUUAAUAAAUUUCAUACACUAAUAAAAAAUAAAAAAAUCCACCAAUACAUAUUGUUCUAUAACAAAAGUUGCUACCUC
Molecule: messenger RNA, 5928 nt
Organism: Cyprinus carpio (common carp)
Lineage: Eukaryota; Metazoa; Chordata; Actinopteri; Cypriniformes; Cyprinidae
Source: RefSeq, a predicted model, not a curated record